Panicum virgatum (switchgrass) is the source of this 522-nucleotide messenger RNA. Its product is annotated as copper transporter 4-like. Gene Ontology annotation, cellular component: plasma membrane. Lineage: Eukaryota; Viridiplantae; Streptophyta; Magnoliopsida; Poales; Poaceae. The coding region runs from base 1 to 522 and encodes 173 amino acids. The record is from RefSeq and is a predicted model, not a curated record. Gene Ontology annotation, biological process: copper ion transmembrane transport; intracellular copper ion homeostasis. Gene Ontology annotation, molecular function: copper ion transmembrane transporter activity. The transcript has a single exon.
AUGGCGGCGAUGCCGCCGAUGCAAAUGGGGCCUCCAGCCUCCACCGGCACGCCGUCGUCGCCAAUGACGAUGGGGCCGACGAUGCCCCCGCCUAUGGACAUGCCUUACAUGCCCGCGAUGCACAUGGCCUUCUUUUGGGGGCACCGGGUGGAGGUGCUCUUCUCCAACUGGCCAGGGGACCGUGACGGCGUCGGCAUGUACGUCCUCUGCCUCCUAGUCGUGCUUGUGCUCGCUGCGCUCGUCGAGGUGCUCUCGGCAUGGUCCCGUGGUCUCUCCCGCCGCAGCCAUGACUCCGACGCGUUGGGGACCCUGCUGAUGACGGCUAUACACGUUGUGAAGGUCGGUCUCUCGUACCUGGUGAUGCUGGCCACCAUGUCCUUCAACGGCGGGGUCUUUCUAGCCGUCUUGGCUGGCCACGCCGCUGGGUUCUUCCUCUCGCGGAGAGGGGUUCUCGGCCAUGCAGCUCGCGACGACGUGCAUACGAACGGUGCUCUCCAUCAUCCAUCAGAACCGAAACCUUAA